CCGAGAAUUUCAGUUGCAUUCAGAAUUUGCAAACAAAACGAACGGGUUUAAAAAAGGAUAAAGUUUUCGAUUUUAAGUGGCGGCCGGUUGUAUGUUUGACACUUGUCUCAGAUAAAAAGAAAAUUACAACACUAUCAAUAAUAAAAACCAUGCAGUACCCAACCAUUGUUGCUUUUACUUUUGCUACCAUGGUGUCACACAUUACGUGCGCACCAGCCACAGACUACGGAGACAGGACAAUUGACAACAUAAACGGCCAAACCUUGGUCGACGUUGGAUCCGAAUUCAACAUUACUAUCUUGACAGUGAUUGGUAAAGCAAUGAAGAAUAUAGAAAACGAUGUUAAGGAGGCAGCAAGGGAGCUUUGUCGGCUACAUCCUUGUACAGACUGGAGUCAGUGGUCUGACUGUGAUGUUAGCGCUGAUAAAUAUGGACAGAUUGGGGCUAAAUCACGCACCAGAAAUUGCGGUGGAAAUACUACACUCUGUGAGCGGAAGGGACUAUCAAGGCUUGUGUAUAAUUAUAAGGUGUGUGAGAAAUUUUGUCCAACUGAUUAUACUGUAACUAAGUUUGGGUUUUGUUUGAAAUAUUACGCUGGACCGAAAACAUGGGACGAAGCUGAAGCAGUGUGCCGAAUUGAUGGAGGGCAUCUCGUGCAUGUUGACUCUGAAAUCAAGGCGCAUGACGUGAACGUGACUCUUGCAGCAAUUUCGUUAUCUGGAAGCAAUGCCAACCGGGUCUGGAUAGAUGGCCGAAGAUCCGUUCAAGGUGGUUCUUGGGCGUAUGGAUAUAAAUCUACAGAUCCGUCCUUCAUAUACUGGGGCGACAAUGAUCCUGAUAAUGGACCUAGCGAGCUGUGCAUGCUGUAUGCUAGAAAUGCCAACGCAGACUCAAAUAUGUGGCGUUGGUACGAUGGGAACUGUCCUUGGAUGUUCCAGUUUGUGUGUCAGGUCGCUUACUGAAUGAUUUACUGCUUCAAUAAAAAGAACAAAAAAGACGUUUUGAGAUAAUUCGUUAUAAAGAGAAAAUGGAUACACAUGCAGUCCGUAAAUAUCAAAAUUCUUAUACUUUCUUAAAUGAUAAACUGUCUGGGCUUAUUUAUCUUUUACUUGUAAAAUUGAAUUUGAAAGAAAUUGAAAAUAGUAGCAAAAUAUCUCGUUCGUUUUUUACCCAUUUGAUUAAACUAAAUAGUUCUGUUUUACCGUAUUAGUAUUCAAUUAGUAUUCAGGCAAUAAAGUUUAAAAUUCAUUCACAUUUUUCAUAAAAAAAUACAUUGAAUAUUAUAUUUGUCGUUACAUGCAAGCAUUUUAGUUGAAAAUAUACAAGCUCUGCGAGUUCUUUUUUUAAAUUACUUCUUUUAAGACAGAACUUUUGAGUGUUCCAUUAUGAUAAGCAUACUACUUUCUUUUAACCGUUUUAAGAUCUUCGAUAUGCAAGAACAAUUAUAAUGAUGAUAACUGAAUAAAUCUAGUAGCAUGCAAUUUAAAAAAUACACACGUUUACAUUGUCAAUGUUACAGAUGUCCGGGCAACUGAUAAAACUAAUGAAAUAACGACCGGACAUACAUAUAUGUAUAAUAAUCUUUUAGCGUAAUAAUGACAAAUGCUUAAAAAAUUACUAAAAUAGCAUAUUUGAAUGGCAUUCUUAAAACAGUAAAUACCUUCCUAUUUUAUAACAGUCGCGACAGUGUCCAGUUUUACGAAAUAUAGUUUAAUCAAUUUCCGGUGCUUUCGAAAUGUAAGUGUAAUGCCUGAACUAUAAUGUUGACAGUUAAUUUAUGGUAACAUCUGAUAAGCAGAGUGUAUGUAAUUAUUUAGUGUUUUGUGGAAAUUUUCGAGGGCAAACUUCUUCAGUAGAGUUUUAACAUUUUCAAUACCGUUUAAAUCUUUUUUAACAAAUAUUAAUUUCUGUAUUAAACUCUAACAAAUUAAACUAAUGUAGUUGCUUAUACGUGUUGAACUCAUUCUUGUUAGAAGUGAUUGUUUUCAAAUAAACCAUUCUCAAAACAAUGGUUGAGAAUCAUCAUUUCUAAAAUCAAAUCAUAUACCUACCAUGUCCUUCUUAGUAAAUGAAAACAAGGAUAGUUUCCGUAGAUGUACAGGCGGAAAAUACACCAUUUUAUUGUUUUGAGUUAUCCUUCUCUUGAAAAGGUUUUUUAAGCCGAAAACGCUCGGGUUUAUAAUGAAACGUUUGACACUAUUUGAACAUGUAUUCUCUCAUAUUCUAUCAUUUGAUUUUUCCGGCCGAAGGUCUGUAUUGGUUUCAUCUUUUACUUCCUGUUUAUAUCUGAGUGAAUGUCAUUUAACAGCUGAUUAAAACUGUACAUUUUGAUUGGUGGAUGAAAUAUUCCACAGGUUUCCGAAUGGAAUAGAUAAUAUUUUCUUAUGGGGUGUGCAGGUGCUCUGGGCUGUACUGUUAGUAAUCCGCUGCAAGGCUCCUGCGGAGCAGAAAUAGCUUGUAAAACGUAAUAAACCUGAAUCCCCUGCGUUCACCUCUGCCAUUUUGAUACGGAGUAUACGAUUUACAGUCAACUCGUCCCCUAGUCAACUCGUCCCCAAGUCAACUCGUCCCCAUUUUGGUCAUUUCGUAUCCCUUUACGAUUUCAAAAAUGGUCAUUUCGCCAUCAAAGUCCACUUUUCGGCCCCUCCAUUUUAGUCUCAUUUUUGUCAAAGCUUCCUAGCUUAUGAUAAGUAUAAUUAUGAUGUAAUAUAUGUGAUCUGUAAUAUAUGUUCUACAUAAAUAU
Mercenaria mercenaria is the source of this 2743-nucleotide messenger RNA. Its product is annotated as macrophage mannose receptor 1-like. The record is from RefSeq and is a predicted model, not a curated record. Gene Ontology annotation, molecular function: signaling receptor activity. The transcript is spliced from 2 exons. Bases 150 to 962 code for a protein of 270 amino acids. Lineage: Eukaryota; Metazoa; Mollusca; Bivalvia; Venerida; Veneridae.